GAUAUUUGACGUCACGCGCGUGUAUAUAGACAGUUGCGCAGGAGUCUCAAAGAUAGUCUGUAGUGAGACACUGUGAGUGUCGUUUGGGGAUAGGACUAAUAGUCUACCCCGCUAGUGGAAUUGAUUCAUAAAAAAGACGUAAAAUCGUGCCAAUAUGAGUAUAGCAGCCGCCGAAAGCGUGGUGCAAUCCAGCACCUGGGCUGCCACCAGCCUGUUCUACGUACUCCUAGUACCAGCUCUGAUCCUCUGGUACGCGUACUGGCGUAUGUCCAGGAGGCACAUGUAUGAGCUCGCAGAGAAGCUGCAGGGACCCCCUGGUCUUCCCCUCCUCGGAAACGCACUUGAGUUCACUGGUGGCUCUCAUGACAUCUUCAAAAACGUCAUUGAGAAGUCUGUCCCAUUCGACAAGGAAUCUGUUGUCAAACUAUGGAUCGGACCCCGUCUCCUGGUGUUCUUGUACGACCCUCGUGACGUUGAGCUGAUCCUCAGUAGCCACACCCACAUCGACAAGGCUGAAGAAUACAGGUUCUUCCAACCCUGGCUCGGAAACGGUCUCCUCAUCAGUACUGGCCAGAAAUGGAGAUCUCACCGCAAACUGAUCGCUCCCACUUUCCACUUGAACGUGCUGAAGAGUUUCAUCGACCUGUUCAACGCCAACUCCAGGGCUGUCGUCAACAAGCUGAAGAAGGAAGCCGGAGAGUUCGAUUGCCAUGACUACAUGAGCGAGUGCACCGUCGAGAUCUUGCUUGAAACCGCUAUGGGUGUCAGCAAAUCCACCCAGGAUCAGAGUGGAUUCGAAUACGCCAUGGCUGUGAUGAAGAUGUGCGACAUCCUGCACUUGAGACACACCAAGAUCUGGCUCAGGCCCGACCUGCUCUUCAAACUCACCGACUACGCUAAGAAGCAGACCAAGCUCCUUGACAUCAUCCACGGUCUGACCAAGAAGGUUAUCCGAAGGAAGAAGGAAGAAUUCAACUCUGGAAAGAGGCCCACCAUCUUGGCUGACUACAACGCCGGAACAGCCGACGAAGCCACCAAAACCACAUCUGUUGAGGGUCUGUCUUUCGGUCAGUCUGCUGGUCUUAAGGACGAUUUGGACGUUGAUGACGCGGAUGUUGGCCAGAAGAAGCGUUUGGCUUUCCUUGACCUGCUGCUCGAGAGUUCACAGAGCGGUGUUGUUAUUUCUGAUGAGGAAAUCAAGGAACAAGUAGACACCAUUAUGUUUGAGGGUCACGACACUACUGCCGCUGGAAGCAGCUUCUUCCUCUCCAUGAUGGGUGUCCACCAGGACAUUCAAGACAAAGUUAUUGACGAGUUGGACAAAAUCUUCGGUGACUCAGACCGCCCCGCCACCUUCCAGGAUACUUUGGAAAUGAAAUACUUGGAAAGGUGUCUCAUGGAAACCCUGAGGAUGUUCCCCCCUGUGCCAAUUAUUGCUCGUCAAAUCAAGCAAGACAUCACUCUGCCUUCCAACGGCAAGCAAGUGCCAGCUGGUACCACCGUCGUAGUAGCAACGUACAAACUGCACCGUCGCGAGGACGUCUACCCCAACCCUACCAAAUUCGACCCCGACAACUUCCUGCCUGAGCGAUCUGCCAACCGUCACUAUUAUGCCUUCGUGCCCUUCUCCGCCGGACCCAGGAGUUGCGUCGGCCGUAAAUACGCCAUGUUGAAGCUGAAGAUCAUCCUGUCCACCAUUCUGAGGAACUUCCGCGUCCACUCCGACCUGAAGGAGGAGGACUUCAAGCUGCAAGCCGACAUCAUCCUCAAGCGUGCCGAAGGAUUCAAGGUGCGCCUCUCCCCGCGCAAACCAACCAAAGCCUGCUAAAUAAUUACAUGAUUCCUAAAUUUAAUUAUAAUUUCUAUGUAAAUAUGGACGCUUGGCUCUCGCAUUUGAUAAAACUGUGCAGAUAGCACAGUUUAAAAUAAUUUUGUUACAUAUUGUUAAUGUCAAGAAAGAUGUUAUUUCGGUGGCAGACCUUUUACACACGGGAAGGUAUUGAUGUCGGUGCAACUAUUUGCAUGUUUUGCUCAAUAAUAUUUAAAAAAAUCUGUAAGUUUAAGUACUUUGUAAAUAGACAUUUAAAUUAUACCCUUUUGUAGUUGUACGUUGUACGAUGAAUGAGACCAACAAAUAAACUUUGUAAUGAAUAUAA
This is a messenger RNA of Helicoverpa zea (corn earworm), 2156 nucleotides long. RefSeq names its product cytochrome P450 4g15 (gene Cyp4g15). Lineage: Eukaryota; Metazoa; Arthropoda; Insecta; Lepidoptera; Noctuidae. The transcript has 9 exons. Gene Ontology annotation, molecular function: monooxygenase activity; oxidoreductase activity, acting on paired donors, with incorporation or reduction of molecular oxygen; iron ion binding. The record is from RefSeq and is a predicted model, not a curated record. The coding region runs from base 155 to 1828 and encodes 557 amino acids.